Zingiber officinale is the source of this 855-nucleotide messenger RNA. RefSeq names its product CCG-binding protein 1-like. Gene Ontology annotation, cellular component: cytosol; nucleus. Gene Ontology annotation, molecular function: mediator complex binding. Gene Ontology annotation, biological process: pollen tube guidance. NCBI's taxonomy places the organism in Eukaryota, Viridiplantae, Streptophyta, Magnoliopsida, Zingiberales, Zingiberaceae. Bases 60 to 695 code for a protein of 211 amino acids. The transcript is spliced from 3 exons. The record is from RefSeq and is a predicted model, not a curated record.
CAUAAAAUUAUAAAAACCGAUUGUUUGGCAUUGUGGAGGGAGGGAUUGCGAGAUUUGAGAUGCUCGGCUCGAUUGUUUUCAGAUCUUCGGGGCUCCAGUUGGUCGCGUCGGAGGCUGCCGGGACCGAUCUCUCGUCCCGUCCGCCUCCGAGGUCUACCAUCGUCUGCGACGCGCAGCCCAAGUUUCGAAACUACGAGUCGAUCCCUAAGCUUAAGCCCUUCAGCGGGAACCGCAUCGAUCGGUGGCUCAAAGAUCCGCCUCUCUUGCAGAAGACGAAGAACGAACUCAGCGAGUAUUGCACAACACUUGAAGGCGAUGAAUGCUCUAGUUGUUGGAGUGCCUAUUUCGAGCUGAAAGAUCUUGAGAAAGAAUGGUCAAAAGAAGACUUGGAGAAGUUUUUGUGGCAGUGCGGUGGCAUAAAGACACUGAUCGACUAUUUGCACGGCAUCACGGCGAUGGAGAAGAAGAUGAAAGAAAAAGAAACGCACCAAAAAAAAGUAGCAGAACCAGAGAGUCGACCCAAGAAUAAACCUUUUCAUAUUCCUGAUGGAUUGCCUCCGACGGCAGAAGAGCUGGAAGAGCUCGAAGAAGCAGAGAAAGCCAGAAUGCCCGAUUCUCCAUUUACCAGACUACUUAGGAGCAAAGGAAAGCUUCCAGCUUGGUACACGCCACGUCCAGACCAUGAGACGGAUUGAAUUGCUCAAGUAUCAAUAGCUGAGAUGUGCAGUAGUUGCAGAUUUGACAUGUUUGAGGCAAGAGAGACAUAAAUAAUCUGUGUUGCUUGUGUACAUAUUUUGUGUUGUCUUUGUGAAUCAAAAGGAUUGUUUCAGCUGAAAUAUUAAACUCCUCCGCAAA